Messenger RNA from Diprion similis, 1487 nucleotides. RefSeq lists its product as uncharacterized. The record is from RefSeq and is a predicted model, not a curated record. The transcript has 3 exons. Bases 132 to 809 code for a protein of 225 amino acids. Lineage: Eukaryota; Metazoa; Arthropoda; Insecta; Hymenoptera; Diprionidae.
GCCUCGAGAAUUGUCAAAGGUCUGUAUAUCAAAGCUCGAAUCUGUCACGAGAGUCAAACGAGUGCUGACGAAUACCAAACAUCGUUUGCAAUUUUUUUUUCUUUUGAUUCCAUUCUAAAUGUCAGAAGAGAAUGAAGCGUGUUACCGGUCGAAAUUUGAAACUCAUAGUAAUCACGUGUUGUUGCUUGUGUAUAACGAUAACAAAUUGUGAUGAAAAUUUGGUAAUUACAAGACGCAGUUUGUUCAAUUCGUAUCGUGAACCUGAACCUCCUUUAACCCUGGCUGAUCACCCUCAGAAAGUUGAGCAUGCACGAUCUUUCAAAAGCACUGAUGAUGCGAAAUCAUCAGACUCUAGUACGACAAAAGUUUCGAACUCACAACAAAAAAAUUCCACUGUCCAAAAUGUCGAAGUUAGUGAUAGCGGCGCUAAAUCGAAAGAUAAUCGAAAGAUAACCUUACAAACUGAUCAAGGCAAGAAGGAGGCAAAUCCUGAUUUGAACGUCACCACCCCACAAACUAAAAUACAGUCUCAAAGGCCUGGCCCGAAUAUGUCUGUGAACACAGGUGCGUUGUGGCGUGGCAUUUCUGUUUUCAUGGGCCUCAGUGUACUCGUGAUCGCCUAUAUCGUCCUCCGUUGCGUGAGGUUGAACAAAAAUCGUACUCAAAUGGUCCGGAAGUACGGUGUCCUCGCGCACAGGCAAGAUGUUGAAAUGCGGCCGUUGCCAUUGGAUGACGAAGACGAAGAUGACACGACUGUAUUCGAUGCCAGCGAAAUAGGGAUCCAUGACAAACAUCGGCAAACUGCGUAGUCACAGAACUGGUCUCGAUUUGCAACUAAUUCCAUGAAUCAGGUAUGCAAGAUGAGGCAAAUUGUAUUUGCUUUGUACGUUAAGAAAUCUUAUAUGUACGAUUGAUACCAUAUGCAUGAGGCUGAAUGGGUGUUGCAUUAGUGAUUAACGUUAAACCAAGCCGUGCAAUAUCAAGACGUAUUUCAUUCCCCUUGCGUGGAAUGUGCCAUCACAAAUCUAUUGUGAAUAUACUGUUCACAAUCAACAAUGCUCUGUAAACACGAGUGUAACUACAUGACUAUAUUUGCCUAUCAUCAUUUUUGAGCUUAUUUUUUGUACAAGUUAUGAUAGACACAAAAUUUUGUUAUUAAUGUUAUGUGUAAAUAUAUAUAUAUAUAUUUUUUGGCAAUGCAUUGAUGAUUACCAGCACAUUUUAUUCGGUUAAAUAUUCAAUAUAUUAUAAUAAAUAUAAAAUUUUCAUUUAAACCGAAUAAAAAUAUCGUAAUCGUUUGUAAUUUAUGAUUAAACCUGUGAUCAGAUUCCAAAUUUAUCUGCGCUCAUACAUGUCUUCAAAACAUGUGGUAAAUGAGUCGUGUUGAUAUCUAAAGUUUCAAAGAUGAAUAUUAUAGUUGAGUACAGAAUGUCUAUAUUUUAUUUAACAAUAAGGAUUUAUAAUAAAAAUGAUGUAUGAAAGAUAAA